AUGGACAGCAUGAUCUUUGGCCAGCAAAAUUUAAAAUAUCUUCAUACUGUACAUAUCCAACAAAUUUUAGCAGAUUCUGGAAAAAAUCCGGAUCAAAUAUUAGCUGGAAUUUACAUAAGAGAUUUUGAAGAAAGUUGGAGGAACAGAAUUAUAAAAGUAUUUGAUAAAUGCCUUCGGCAAAAUUUUUCUUUCUGGAUCUUUGGUGAUACUGCUCAAAAUCGGCCAUUGAGAUGUUCGCCAAGGCAUUCAUCAAAACAAUCAGUUACCUCUGGAAAUAAUAACCGUGAGCACAAUAUCUUGCAGGGCUUAUUGCAAGAAUUAUCUACACCU
Funneliformis mosseae is the source of this 330-nucleotide messenger RNA. The record is from the annotation of a GenBank genome assembly. NCBI's taxonomy places the organism in Eukaryota, Fungi, Glomeromycota, Glomeromycetes, Glomerales, Glomeraceae.